UAUCUCAAAAACCCUAAGGGCAGAAUCGAGCGGAGUAUAAAUAGCAUUUCUCCUCUACUCGUUUUUCCUCCAUUCGCUCGCCUCGUUCAUCUAGACACACAGAAAUGGUGUCACUGAAGCUACAGAAGCGGCUCGCCGCCAGCGUGCUCAAGUGCGGCAAGGGCAAGGUCUGGCUUGACCCUAAUGAAGUUAACGAAAUCUCCAUGGCUAACUCUCGACAAAACAUCAGGAAACUGGUCAAGGAUGGAUUCAUUAUCAGGAAGCCCACCAAGAUUCAUUCACGAUCCCGUGCUCGUCGAAUGAAAGAGGCCAAGAGGAAGGGUCGUCACUCUGGAUAUGGUAAAAGAAAGGGUACCAGGGAGGCAAGGCUGCCCACAAAAAUUCUUUGGAUGAGGAGAAUGAGGGUGCUGAGACGUUUGCUGAGAAAAUAUAGGGAGGCCAAGAAGAUUGACAAGCACAUGUAUCAUGACAUGUACAUGAAGGUCAAGGGUAAUGUUUUCAAGAAUAAGCGUGUUCUCAUGGAGAGCAUCCACAAGUCUAAGGCUGAGAAGGCUAGGGAGAAGACCUUGUCCGAUCAGUUUGAGGCUAAGAGAGCUAAGAACAAAGCUAGCAGGGAAAGAAAGUUUGCAAGAAGAGAGGAAAGGCUUGCCCAGGUACAACUUUUUGUUGAAUAUCUUUUUCCCUGUCUUUCUAACUCCAUGGAUUGGAACAUGUGCCCGGCUGUUAGUAUAUUUUGUAGAUGUAUCACGCAUCUACGAGUGGUAUGAAUCUGGAAUUGUGCAUCUAACAUUUUAUCCCGAUUUUCUUAUUGACAUUUCGUGCAUGAAUGCAGGGACCGGGUGAGAAAGUAGCACCGCCACCAGCUGCAGCUGCUCCUGUGCCUGUAUCUCAGCCAGCUCAGUAAGUGACUUGUAUAUACUCUUCACUGUAAUUGGUUUAUUACAUAUACAAUCUAUUUCGACUAACUGUCUCCAACAUUAUUAUGAUGCAGGGGUGCUAAGAAAGCUAAGAAGUGAGAUUGUAGUUGAUUGGUGCUUGGUGGUGUUCUACGCCAUCUCGAUGGUUUUGUUAGUAUCACAAACUAGUGUUUUUUUAUCUCUCCGUUCUCUUGUCGUUAUCACAUAACUAUGCUCCCUAAUGCAAGGAUUAUUGAUACGCAACUUUUGUUUUGUUUGGACUAUGUUGCUUGACCAAGUACAUUUCUCUGUUUUCCAUAUAAAAUUGUCAAUGUAAGUUUGCAUAUCUGUAAAAGUGCCUUAUUUUCUUUUAA
Salvia miltiorrhiza (redroot sage) is the source of this 1270-nucleotide messenger RNA. RefSeq names its product 60S ribosomal protein L19-1-like. Gene Ontology annotation, cellular component: cytosolic large ribosomal subunit; ribosome. Gene Ontology annotation, molecular function: structural constituent of ribosome; RNA binding. The coding region runs from base 105 to 767 and encodes 220 amino acids. The record is from RefSeq and is a predicted model, not a curated record. NCBI's taxonomy places the organism in Eukaryota, Viridiplantae, Streptophyta, Magnoliopsida, Lamiales, Lamiaceae. Gene Ontology annotation, biological process: translation. The transcript has 3 exons.